This is a messenger RNA of Diuraphis noxia (Russian wheat aphid), 1611 nucleotides long. Its product is annotated as zinc finger MYM-type protein 1-like. NCBI's taxonomy places the organism in Eukaryota, Metazoa, Arthropoda, Insecta, Hemiptera, Aphididae. The record is from RefSeq and is a predicted model, not a curated record.
AUGAAUCCUUUUGUAAAAAAUGGAUUUUCAAAUUGGAAAAAGGGCGAUGAGAGAAUUAGUGGUCAUGAAAACAGUUCUGUACACCAGGUAUGCACGAUGAAAUGGCUUCAUCGUUUGAAUAAUAAAACAAAUAUUAAUAAACAGUUAACGAAACAAUUAGAAGUAGAAGAAAAUGAUUGGAUCGAUAUUUUAAAACGCGUUGUUGAAGCUAUUCGUUUUCUUUCGACACGAGGUCUUACAUUUCGAGGUAGUCAUGAAGUGAUUGGAGUUACGGAUAAUGGUAAUUAUUUAGGAAUACUUGAGUUGAUUGCUAAAUUUGAUCCUGUGUUGAAAGCACACAUAAAAAAUUAUGGUAACAAAGGCAGGGGCAGUGUGUCUUACAUAUCAAAAACCAUCUGUGAGGAACUUAUUAUUGGUAUCAUGUCUUUAAAAGUGUUUGAUCACAUUGUCGAUGAAAUUAUUAAAUCUAAGUAUUUUGGUAUUGUCGUUGAUUCAACUCCAGAUCUUGCCCAUAUUGAUCAGCUGUCGAUAAUCAUACGUUAUUGUUUGAAUGGUACGGUACAUGAAAGAUUUCUUGGCUUUGUCACUUUUCAUAGUCAUACUGGUGAAGCUCUAGCUACGACUGUCUUAGAAUUUCUCAAACGAAGUGGUAUCGAUAUUGCCAACUGUCGUGCGCAAACGUAUGAUAAUGCUGCCAACAUGUCUGGGAAAUAUCGUGGACUACAGGCUCAAAUUAAAGAUCUAAAUGAUUUAGCAUUUUAUGUCCCAUGUGUGGCACAUUCUUUAAAUUUAGUUGGAGAUUACAGUGCAAAAGAAUGUUUAGAAGCAAUCAAUUUUUUUUCAAUUCUUCAAAAAUUAUAUGCGUUUUUUGCUGCCUCUACGCAUAGAUGGGAUGUAUUAUUAAGAAACAGUAAAAAAAGUAGUAAGACUUUAAAAAGUCUCUCCAGUACACGGUGGUCUUGUCGUAAUGAUGCUAUUGAAGCAUUAGCUGGUAAUUAUGAUGAGAUAUUUAAUACGUUAUCUGACAUUUCUAAAGAUAUGAAUGAAAAUGCUGACACUCGUCAUGAUGCCAAUUCAAUUAAGAAAAAGUUAAUAAAAUUAGAAAUAGCUUUUAUGACUAUUUUUUGGAAACGUGUUCUAGGCAGAUUCAAUGCUACAAGUGUUUAUUUACAAAGAAUUGAAAUUGAUAUGGUUUCUGAAGAAAAAAAGGAAAUUGUUUUAGGUGAAAAGGCCUCAAUAAAAGCAAUUGAUUUAAACCGUAUGAGUGAUGAUGAUCAUUCAAUUGGCUCUAGUAUUUUGGACUACUACGAGUAUGGUCAAAUGAGUAGUUGUGGUAGUGAAUCAAAUAAUAGUAUUAUCUAUGGCAGCAAUAAAGAUCCAGAAUACAAUAUUUAUGAAAAUCAAUGUAUAGAAUAUGAUGUAGAUGAUAAUUUUGAUGUUUAUUGUCAAUCAUAUUUUGAUACUGAUUCAAGUAAAGAAUGUAGCAAAGAAAGAGAAGAAGUAGGAACUGGAAUUGAAAAUAGUACUGAAAUUGUAAUUAAUGAUCAGUGGCGGAUUGUGCCACCGGGAGGCCGGGAAGUUUCCCGGUGGGCCGGAGCCGGUCAUAGCUAA